Lachancea fermentati is the source of this 786-nucleotide messenger RNA. The record is from the annotation of a GenBank genome assembly. Lineage: Eukaryota; Fungi; Ascomycota; Saccharomycetes; Saccharomycetales; Saccharomycetaceae.
AUGUCGAAGACGUAUGAACUAAAUAAUGGAAUUCGAGUUACUCAGGAGCUUUUAGAUCACUGGAAUCAGUCCCUCUCUAAGAUGGAAUCCGCAGAGGACAUCCUAAAAUGGUCUCUUGCGACAUUUCCCCAUUUGUUUCAAACAACAGCAUUCGGUCUGACAGGCCUGGUAACUAUCGAUAUGCUUUCUAAGCUUCAAAAGGACACCAUUGUGCCUCUUAUUUUCAUUGACACGCUUCAUCAUUUCCCUCAAACGCUACAAUUACUGAAAGUGGUGGAAGACAAAUAUUACAAACCUAAAGGCAAAUCUAUCCAAGUUUUUCAACCUGAAGGGGCCUCCACUGAGGCCGAAUUCGCUGCCAAGUAUGGCGAUUUCCUUUGGGAAAAAGAAGAGGAUAAAUAUGACUUUUUAGUGAAAGUCGAGCCUGCUAGUCGCGCAUACAAGUCACUAGGAGUUACUGCAGUGCUAACAGGUCGUAGAAAGUCUCAAGGAGGCUCUCGCUCGAAUUUGCAAUUCGUUGAAAUCGACGAAAUAAAUGAGAUUAUUAAGAUUAAUCCACUGGCCAGCUGGGAUUUCCAACAGGUGAAACAAUACAUAGACACAAACGGCGUACCUUUCAAUGAACUAUUGAACUACGGCUAUAAGUCUGUUGGUGAUUACCACUCUACACAGCCUGUCGCCGAGGGUGAGGACGAAAGAGCUGGUCGCUGGAAGGACAAAGCCAAAACGGAGUGUGGAAUUCACGAAACGAGCAGAUUUGCAGAAUUUUUGAAGUCUUCAAAAUAA